UCAUGGCUUGGUCUCUGUCUGGUUGGCGCUGGGAUUUUUCUCAUCAAGCGCAUCAUAUCAAAGAAGAACCCCGCUCCCUUUCCUCCAGGUCCGAAACCCCUUCCCCUCAUCGGUAACCUUCUGGACAUCCCUUCUGAAAAGCAGUGGCUCACAUUCUCUCAUUGGGCUGACAAGUUCGGUGACGUGGUACACUUGGAGGUAUUUGGCGAACAUAUCGUCAUCCUCAACUCUGUAGAUGCUGCCGUCGAAAUGCUCGAUAAGAAGAGUUCAAUCUAUUCUGACCGCCCCGUCCUCCCUAUGGGAGGUGAGCUGGUUGGAUGGAACGAAACCCUUGUCCUCCUGCCCUAUGGAGACAGGUUCCGCCAACACCGCCGGAACUUCCACCGCGUCCUUGGCAACCACGCUGCUGUUGCUGUAUACCAUCCUAUCGAGGAAGCAGAGACCCAUAAGUUUUUGCAGCGCGUCCUAGCCAAGCCUGCUGAUUUGAUCGCCCACCUGCGCACGACUGCAGGGGCUGUUAUCUUGCGUAUUUCACAUGGGUAUUGUAUCCAGGAAGGCGGCGAUCCUUUCGUGGACCUUGCUGAGAAGGUCUUAGACGAUUUUGCCCGAUACACUAUUGUAGGCACUUUCUUGGUCGAUAGGAUCCCUGCUUUGGGGUAUCUUCCCGAAUGGUUCCCUGGCGCUGGCUUCAAACGCAUAGCAAGAGAGUCGCGUGCAGACCUCCACAAAAUGUUUGACCAAUCAUUUGAGUUUGUCAAGGAACAGAUGGCUGCUGGCGUUGCUAGUCAAUCAGUCACUUCAGACCUCUUGGAACGCAAAACAUCGACUGAAGAAGAGUACGACAUCAAGUGGACAGCUGGGGUGAUGUUCGCCGGUAUGGGCAAAGACACGGACGUUUCGCAGACCGUUGCUGCGCACUCCGCAUUCUUCUUGGCUAUGACUCUCUACCCAGAGGUUCAAAGGAAGGCUCAGGCAGAGAUCGACGCCGUUAUUGGUUCUGACCGUCUCCCCACAUUUGCGGAUCGUGAAUCUCUUCCCUAUGUCGACGCACUUGCCAAAGAAGUCCUCCGUUGGCAUGUCGUCGGUCCCGUCAUAAUGCCGCACCGCCUGCUUGUCGACGACAUUCAUAACGGCUACUAUAUUCCGAAGGGAACCCUGGUAUUCAGCAACGCCUGGCGCAUGCUGUAUGAUCCCUUGAUCUAUCCCGACCCCAAGGAAUUUAAUCCCGAUCGCUUCCUUCCGGGAGAGGGUAAGCCAUUGCCACCUGAUCCGCGUGACGUAUGCUUCGGAUUUGGGCGACGCAUCUGUCCUGGUUGUAUACCAACAGGUUUGUUCCUCGGUGAGGCCUCGGUGUGGAUCAUCGUAGCCAUGUCACUCGCUGUCUUCAAUAUCUCGAAGGUGGUUGAGAACGGAGUUGAAAUCACCCCGGAAGUUGAUCCCACGAGUGGUACCAUCAGGUAUACCCAGUUCAAGUGCUCGAUCAAAGCCCGGUCUGCGAAGGCUGUUGAGCUGAUCCAACAGAAUCCUCACCUUUGAUUUUCAAUAUGGAAUGUGCGUCUCGGAGGCAAAUCGUCCGUCAUGGGUGAAGCCCAUCUAUGCAUUCACUCGUGGACACGUCUGUUCAGUUUUGUGAACACCUGUAGGUUAUUUUGAGUGGCCAAGUAGUUGCAAGUUCAGGACCUGGCAUUCGGUAUCUAGUAUGCGGACACUGAUUAGCGAGUCAUGGGUAGGCGCCGGAAAGUAUUAUCUCUAUCGUCCAUAGUAUCUGCUGCGGAUUAAUAUACAUGUAUGUACAUGAAGUGCUGAGUACAUCAGUAAACCACUUUGUGUGCUGGCAGUCCUAGGGAAUCUGUCCAGUGCUGGACAGCUCUGGACAGCUCUGGACAGCUCUGGC
Molecule: messenger RNA, 1894 nt
Organism: Pisolithus orientalis
Lineage: Eukaryota; Fungi; Basidiomycota; Agaricomycetes; Boletales; Pisolithaceae
Product: cytochrome P450
Exons: 11
Molecular function (GO): monooxygenase activity; heme binding; iron ion binding
Source: RefSeq, a predicted model, not a curated record